Molecule: messenger RNA, 420 nt
Organism: Aspergillus saccharolyticus JOP 1030-1
Lineage: Eukaryota; Fungi; Ascomycota; Eurotiomycetes; Eurotiales; Aspergillaceae
Exons: 3
Coding region: 1-318 (105 amino acids)
Molecular function (GO): carbon-sulfur lyase activity
Source: RefSeq, a predicted model, not a curated record
AUGGGCGAGCACUUCGCUGUCUUUCUGGUGCUGAAGGAUAAAUGCAAGCGGCCGGAGACCGGUCGGCCAUAUAUGAAGAGCAUGAAAGCAGGUGCGUUUGCCACCGAGGACUCAGUUAUGAUCGACGGCAUUCUCUUCGGCCCGCCCGCAAAGAAGCCCACCACCACCGUCGAGGCCGGCACAUUCCACGGCAGCUGCCACUGCGGUGAUCGCUCCUGGACGGCAGAGAUCACCGAGCCCGAGCACAUCCUCUGCCACUGCGAAACGUGUUGGGAACUCAGCGGGGGGGCUCUAUUCCAUGAAUCAGAUCAUCCAUAAGGUGUGUACCUUCUCUCUAAGAAGCAUUCAGCCUGCUCUGUCUUGCUGCUCCCAAGGCCAGCGUGCGCGACUUUGUUCCCUACUGCAUACACAAACGCAAGC